UGAAAACAAAAUGGCCGCUGCUGCUGAAAAAAUUUUGCCGUCGAGUGACGAAUGUGUCUAUACUGCCUGUUAUUGUGAGGAGAAUAUCUACAAGUUAUGUGAGUGGAUUCGGGACAACACUUCUCGCAUUCAGGAGUUUUAUGUGGUGUUUAUCUCCAACUCUGCCCAACAGGUGCCCCUAUGGAUGCAGAAAGCAGGAAGACAGUAUGGCCCUGGUAAACCUGUAGUUUGGGACUACCAUGUAAUCCUUCUGCACCAGAGAGAAGGUCAGCAGACUGAUGUGUACGAUCUAGACUCCAUGUUGCCGUUUCCUUGCAACUUCUCCCGGUACUGCACCGCUACCUUUCACAGUGAUGAAGAACUCAGGCCCCAGUUCCACAGGAAGUUCCGUGUGGUCCCAGCCACAGACUACCUGAUGGUCUUUGCCUCCGACCGGUCUCACAUGAGGGUCGCAGACGGAUGGAUGUCACCUCCACCGGAGUACCCCUGUAUCAGGAACGAUAUGAGUACGAUGAAUCUGCCGAUGUUUAUUGACAUGACUCCCAGCACAUUUGUGGGGGAAGUUCUCAACCUCAAGACCUUCAGACUUCGCUUCCGGACUCCGACUGUCGAAGAACAAGCCCUGGCCCCUGAUCCUAGUUAAUAUGUAUGGUUUACCCAUAUUAAUGCA
This is a messenger RNA of Branchiostoma belcheri (Belcher's lancelet), 670 nucleotides long. Its product is annotated as protein N-terminal glutamine amidohydrolase-like. Lineage: Eukaryota; Metazoa; Chordata; Leptocardii; Amphioxiformes; Branchiostomatidae. The record is from RefSeq and is a predicted model, not a curated record. Bases 11 to 643 code for a protein of 210 amino acids. The transcript has 6 exons. Gene Ontology annotation, molecular function: protein-N-terminal glutamine amidohydrolase activity; protein-N-terminal asparagine amidohydrolase activity. Gene Ontology annotation, cellular component: cytosol; nucleus.